AUGGCCUACAAAUCGAAAGGAGAGGAUAAGAAACCGCGCGAUCUGAGGAAAGCUGAGAAGUUCUUCACCAAGGGGUGUGAUGCGGGCGACGGGCGGAGUUGCUUCAACCUGAGCACGCUGUAUCUGACUGGUGGCCUCGAGGAUUCAAAGGGGAACGAGAUCAUCCAGGAUAUGGGUAAAGCAUUCGAGCUGUCUGCCAAGGCGUGCGAUCUGGGUAGCAAGUAUGGGUGUGUCAAUGCGGCGCGUAUGGUGAUGACUACGGCUGUGGAGGGUGGAGAUGCGCUGGCCGAGGAAUUCCAGGAGAAGGCCAAUGUUCUGCACAAGAAGGUGUAG
Sphaeroforma arctica JP610 is the source of this 333-nucleotide messenger RNA. RefSeq lists its product as hypothetical. Gene Ontology annotation, cellular component: mitochondrial intermembrane space. Gene Ontology annotation, molecular function: protein binding. The record is from RefSeq and is a predicted model, not a curated record. Lineage: Eukaryota; Ichthyosporea; Ichthyophonida. The transcript is spliced from 2 exons. The coding region runs from base 1 to 333 and encodes 110 amino acids.